Messenger RNA from Ricinus communis (castor bean), 2669 nucleotides. Its product is annotated as pentatricopeptide repeat-containing protein At1g09900. Gene Ontology annotation, molecular function: protein binding. The transcript has 2 exons. NCBI's taxonomy places the organism in Eukaryota, Viridiplantae, Streptophyta, Magnoliopsida, Malpighiales, Euphorbiaceae. The coding region runs from base 423 to 2165 and encodes 580 amino acids. The record is from RefSeq and is a predicted model, not a curated record.
CAAUCUUCAUUUUGAGCAGAGAUUGUUCAAUUUAGCCCAUUUGGAUUUUAAUAUAAAGGCCUAAUUUCCACCUUUCAAAUGAAAAAUCCCACCCCACCUGCGGUACACCACCCACCCUUCGCUUCAUUGAGCACCUUGCCGAACCCAGAAGAAGACAUAAAACUAGAUAAGCAAUAACGCCGGCAUACAUAACGUUCUUCGCUUUCUCUUAAAGUCUAUAAUCUUCACGGUAAUCUUUGUCUACUCUCUCUCUCUCUCUCUCUCUCUCUCUCUCUAUUUCCAUGUUCACCCUCUAAAACACAAAACCACCUUCACUUUCUGUAUCCAAGAAGCAAAACGAUCGAGUUAAGUCUACACAUAGUUCUGCUUAGGCAUGAAUGUUUGAAUUAUAGGUUCAGGUAUUAUACAACUAAGCUGAGAUUAUGGACUUGAUAGUGCGUACAAAUCAUUCCCAUGAAGGGUUUUGCUCAUUUCAACACUUACAUAGAGAAAAUACAAGAACUAGUAGUGGUUUUGCUGGAGUCAGGGUUAGGGUUAGAAAGUUGAAACGGAGUCGUAUUUUUGCCGUUUCUUUCAAUGGAAAACUUCAAAGUCUUGAUAAGCUACCAAAUGGGCAUUUGGGAAAUGGACAUGUUAGUUUGAGUCCUAUACAUUCUUUGACCAAUUUUGAGGAAAUUGAGAGCAAUAAUAAUCUUUCUAAAUUGGUUAGAAAUGGGGAAUUAGAGGAAGGUUUUAGGUUUCUUGAAAGCAUGGUUUAUCGUGGAGAUAUUCCUGAUAUAAUCCCUUGCACCAGUUUAAUUCGUGGGUUUUGUAAGAUUGGAAAGACUAGGAAGGCAACUCGAAUUAUGGAAAUAAUAGAAGAUUCUGGUGCGGUGCCUGAUGUAAUAACUUAUAAUGUAUUAAUUAGUGGGUAUUGUAAGGCAGGGGAGAUUGAUAAUGCCUUAGGGGUUUUGGACCGAAUGAGUGUCGCGCCUGAUGUUGUUACGUAUAAUACAAUUUUGCGAACUUUGUGUGAUAAUGGGAAAUUGAAGCUAGCAAUGGAAGUUCUUAAUCGGCAAUUGGAAAAGGAGUGUUAUCCAGAUGUGAUCACAUAUACCAUAUUGAUUGAAGCAACUUGUAGAGAAAGUGGGGUUGCGCAGGCCAUGAAGCUCUUAGAUGAGAUGCGAAGCAGGGGAUGCAAACCGGAUGUGGUUACUUAUAAUGUUCUUGUCAAUGGGAUAUGCAAGGAAGGGAGGUUGGAUGAAGCGAUUAAGUUCUUGAACAGCAUGCCAUCGUAUGGAUGCCAACCUAAUGUAAUAACUCAUAAUAUUAUUUUGCGUAGCAUGUGUAGUACUGGAAGGUGGAUGGAUGCAGAAAAGCUGUUGGCUGAUAUGGUUCGUAGGGGUUGUUCUCCUAGUGUUGUUACUUUCAACAUAUUGAUUAAUUUCUUGUGCCGUAAGGGCUUAUUAGGUAGAGCAAUUGAUGUUUUGGAGAAGAUGCCUAAGCAUGGCUGCACUCCGAAUUCUUUAAGUUACAAUCCAUUGCUUCAUGGGUUUUGCAAAGAAAAGAAGAUGGAAAGGGCAAUUGAGUAUUUGGGAAAAAUGACUUCUAGGGGUUGUUAUCCUGAUAUUGUGACCUACAACACUUUGCUAACUGCAUUAUGUAAAGAUGGAAAGGUUGAUGCUGCAGUUGAGUUACUUAAUCAGCUGAGUAGCAAAGGUUGCUCACCUGUUCUGAUAACUUACAAUACUGUGAUUGAUGGGCUUUCCAAGGUGGGGAAGACGGACCAAGCUGCGAUACUUUUGGAUGAGAUGCGGGCAAAGGGUCUCAAACCUGAUAUAAUCACCUACUCUUCACUUGUCGGCGGGCUAAGCAGAGAAGGAAAGGUUGAUGAAGCAAUUAAGUUUUUUCAUGAUUUGGAAGUGUUGGGUGUCAAACCAAAUGCUAUCACCUAUAAUGCUAUCAUGUUGGGACUUUGUAAGGCUCGAAAGACUGACCGCGCAAUUGACUUCUUGGCUUAUAUGGUACAAAGGGGAUGUAAGCCAACUGAAGCUUCAUAUACCAUCCUCAUUGAGGGCCUAGCUUAUGAAGGUUUAGCUAAAGAGGCUUUAGAGUUAUUAAAUGAGCUGUGCUUGAGGGGAGUGGUGAAGAAGAGUUCUGCAGAAAAGGUGGCAGUCAGGAUGUAGCUUGCAGGUAUUUGAUGCUUGAUAAGAAUGAAUGGACAUGGGGCAGACAGAUCAAUAUGGGAGAUUCCAGAUGUGGUACGGCUAUGACUCCCACCUAAUCAGAUAAGGUUAACCUAGGAGAAUGUUUGUUAACAAAACUUGUGAGUUCGUAGGAGUGAUAGAAGAAGACAGGUGGUGCAUAAAAGGAUGAGGUGUACGUGAACAGCAGAGUUGCAAGCGACAUGAUUCACACAGCAAAAGGUUAGCUAUGAAUUGAAAGGAUUAUGUAAACCUGAUUUUUUGUUUUUUUGUUUUAAAUGGUUCUAAUAACGCACUUGCAUGGAAAUUCUGUGCAAAAUUGCUUCCUGCUUCUACAGAUAGAAUUCCACGUUUGAAAAACGCCAAAUGAGAGUAACUACUCUUCCACGUAUUUUGUUAUCUGUAUUCCUUUUAUGUAACAAGGCUGGGCCUUAUUGGGCACAAAUUACUGACUGACUAAUUACAAUGUUGUCUUUUUUUCUUUUU